CAUAAGAAAUAUUAAAGAUAACUAAAAAUAUGCCAGAAAUGUCCACAGAUGAUUUUGACCAAAGACAUAAGAGUGCGAACGAGAUAGUUGAAGAACGACGAAGAAAAACAAUUGAAGAUAAGAGGAAGAGGGUGAAUGAGAUUGUAGAAGAAAAUAGAAAGAGAGUGGCCAAGGAAAAAUUGGAAGCCGUACUAAGACAUCCAUGCAAUCGUGAGAAAGAAAUGUCAUAUCAAUGUUUAGAAGAUAAUGGCUAUGAUAGAAGUAGAUGUGAAAUGUAUUUUGAAAAUUACAGAAACUGUUCCAAGUUUUGGAAUCGUGUAAGCUGGGAAAGAUUGUUCAGAGGCAUUAAACCUUCAAUUCCUCCUCCUGAAGAAAGAGAUGCUAUUAGAGAAGAAUUUGCAAAAAGAAAGGGCUAUAAUUACUGAAUCUAUUUAUUUUGUGUAUCUGAGGAAGCUACCAUCUGGGAAAAAAUGUCUACAGUGUGACCGUUUCCAAUUGUUUUGAUAAAGGCACAUAGAGUUUGUCUGAAUGAGUUCAAAUGAAUGUUACUGAAAUUGGAGACGCUUGUAUUUUAAACUCAUCAAUCGAAUUAAUACAAAGGCCACAAAUUAUAUUUUUUUACAUUUCAUUGACAUGCUUCAUGACAGUCUUUAUAGAUGAAAUAUUAGUUUCUAGAUAUUGAAUUAUAUAUUUCUUCAUAACAUGUUGAUGUUGUUUUUGUCAUCAUUAUGAAAUGAGGAUUAUUUUCCACUUUUUAUCCAACCUGAAAAUUUUAACGAUUAUGUCCAUAUUUGUAAAUGACUUUUUUCCUUUUUCUUAUACACUGCUAUUUUUUAAAAUUUAGCUUUAAUACCUUCAGCCAAAUAUUUUUUUUUAAUCAUCUUUUUUUAAAUUGUGUAUUACAGUUUAUCAUAAUUUUUUCUAUCAGUUAUAAAGUUAAUCUCUUUGUGUUGAUAGGGUGAGCCAAGAUGUACAUAUUAGGAGUUAUAAAAGAAAAUCUUGCCGUUAUUUAUGAAUAAUGUACUUGAUUUGUAUGUAUUUAUAAGUCUUAAAAAUGUUUGUUUAUAUGUAAUGAAUAAAUGAGAAACAAGAUUGUUAUAAA
Molecule: messenger RNA, 1102 nt
Organism: Mytilus californianus (California mussel)
Lineage: Eukaryota; Metazoa; Mollusca; Bivalvia; Mytilida; Mytilidae
Product: coiled-coil-helix-coiled-coil-helix domain-containing protein 7-like
Exons: 3
Coding region: 30-425 (131 amino acids)
Source: RefSeq, a predicted model, not a curated record